AUUUUAAGGAACAAAAAUUUUCAGGUGCAGGGAAAACUUUGCCGUUGGAGAAUAACGUCAAAUUCUCCUCCUCCCUGUCACAUUGUAGAAACCGAAUCAAGACAAAAAAGAAAAGCUUUUCCAAAAAAAUAAAUAAACAAUUUUUUUUUAAGAAAAAACCCAGCAAGUCAAUCUAUUCAAAUUUGCCUUCAUCACAUUCAACACAGGGUCUCGUGCUAUGAAGAAUUCGUCUUCAGAGGAGUUAGACACUUACUAUCCUGUUAGGCCCGAAUGCCUAGCUGAUGUUCCCAAGACCCGCUUCAAAGCAAGGGUAGGAAAAACUCUUAGUGAAAGAAGAUGGAAAGCUGCAUUCUCUAAAGAUGGUUAUUUGGAUAUAGCUGGUGUUCUUCGACGAAUACAACGAGGGGGGAUUCAUCCAUCAAUUAAAGGGGCAGCCUGGGAGUUCCUGUUGGGUUGUUUUGAUCCUGAAAGCACAUUUGAGGAAAGAAAUCAACUUAGACAACAGCGAAGGGAGCAGUAUGCUGCAUGGAAAUCUGAAUGUCAAAAGAUAGUGCCUGUCAUCGGCAGUGGGAAAUUCAUCACUAGUGCUAUAGUCUCUAAUGAUGGGCAACCUAUAGCAUCUGAUGAUGGGCAACCUAUAGAGUGUGCAACUAGUACCAGUAAUUCACAAGAUAAUAGUGAUGCCAUGCCAGCUGAUAAUGGUAAUUUUGACAAGAAAAUGCUUCAGUGGAAGCUUAGCUUGCAUCAAAUUGGUCUGGAUGUUGUUCGAACGGAUCGUACUCUUGUAUUUUACGAGAAUGAAGCUAAUCAGGCAAAACUUUGGGAUGUACUUGCUGUCUAUGCCUGGAUGGAUAAAGAUAUUGGUUAUGUUCAAGGAAUGAGUGAUAUUUGCUCUCCAAUGAUAAUUCUACUUGAGAAUGAAGCAGAUGCAUACUGGUGCUUCGAACGUGCAAUGCGUCGAUUGCGAGAGAACUUCAAGUGCAGCACAGAUUCUAUUGGAGUGCAGUCUCAGCUAAGUACUCUAGCUCAAAUUGUUAAAACCGUCGAUCCAAAGCUUCAUCAACACCUGGCUAUAAUUUUAUCGGCAGAGGAGCUAGAUGGUGGAGAAUAUCUGUUUGCAUUUCGCAUGCUGAUGGUACUUUUCCGCAGGGAGUUCUCGUUCGUUGACUCACUCUAUCUUUGGGAGGUGAUGUGGGCCAUGGAAUACAAUCCGAAUAUAUAUUCAUCAUAUGAUGACAAAAGACAACCCCUUCUUUCUGAAUUAUUAUAUGAUGAUAAACCCAAUGAUAAGCAUAAACUAAAGGAAUAUGGGAAGUUUGAAAGGAACAAUUUGAAAACUGGUGCGGCGGAACAGAAUAGUGCUCUUUCUGUUUUCCUGGUUGCAAGUGUUUUAGAGACCAAGCAUAGACGACUUAUGAAAGAGGCGAAAGGCCUAGAUGAUGUUGUAGAGAUCUUGGGUGAAAUAUCUGGGAAUUUGGAUGCAAGAAAAGCAUUAGAUGAGGCAUUGAAGGUUCAUAAGAAGUAUUUGAAACAGGCUAAAAAAUCAUAGUUGGAGUUGCUAGUGGUCACUGCAGCAAGCACCUCCUGUGGUUAAAAGUCUUGUUUUCAUUUUUGUUUUUUCAUUGUUAAUUUCAAUUUUUAAACUCUUUUUUUGGGAGUUUAUCCUCUUGCUCUUUAACCCUUUUCCCUUUUUUUCUUAGAGGUGUGUAAUUCCUCUUUGAAUUUAUGAGUCAUGUCUGUCUUCUUUCUUUUGGUGGUUGGUCUACAGCUCUAUAAGAAAGAGGAGCAUGUAUAUAAGUUAAGAUAUGAAAUGUACAUGACAUGUUUUUUUUAAUUCAAGUAUUUUAACUA
Molecule: messenger RNA, 1851 nt
Organism: Solanum dulcamara
Lineage: Eukaryota; Viridiplantae; Streptophyta; Magnoliopsida; Solanales; Solanaceae
Product: rab GTPase-activating protein 22-like
Exons: 12
Coding region: 218-1549 (443 amino acids)
Biological process (GO): activation of GTPase activity
Molecular function (GO): GTPase activator activity
Source: RefSeq, a predicted model, not a curated record